Molecule: messenger RNA, 1971 nt
Organism: Coniophora puteana RWD-64-598 SS2
Lineage: Eukaryota; Fungi; Basidiomycota; Agaricomycetes; Boletales; Coniophoraceae
Product: cytochrome P450
Exons: 13
Coding region: 481-1971 (496 amino acids)
Molecular function (GO): iron ion binding; heme binding; monooxygenase activity
Source: RefSeq, a predicted model, not a curated record
AUGCAGGGAUCAUUGGCCUUCAUCUCACUUAUGGUUGGACCGCUUCUGAGCUUCUGAGCGUGAAGAGCCUUUACGCUAUGAUCUACCGGCCUCCGGCUACCCAACAUCCGUUUCUCAACAUGUGGGCGUUUGUCGUCGAUGGGCAUCUUACGGGGAUCGCUUGGUAAUGCUCCUCUCAAAAAAGGUGUUCGUCUACGGCAUGUGCCCUUCAGGCUCCAGCAACGUAAAUCAAGAUGAUGAGGAGCAGCCCAUAAUAGGGGUUUAUUGAGUCCGUCCGAUAGGAGUCGCAGCACCGACACACAUUUCCGCGCCGGGCGGUCUGGUUCACCUUCGCUCGCAGCGCAAAACAAUGCUAGAAGGACAUAUCGUCAAAUCUCGUAUCACAUCUGCCCUAGUAUAGCGCAGUGCCGAGCUCGCUCAGAUCGAACCAUCUCCUCAACUUGAACUCGAAGCAAUCUCCCAAAUCUCCACCCCAUUGAUAUGGACUGUACUCAUGUAAUCGAAUUUGUUGCUACUGGCGCUGUCGCGGCAUUCCUCCUCAAAAAGGCCCUUGAGAACUCGAAGCGCGUCUCCGUCCUCCCGCCCGGUCCUCCCGCGACGUGGCCGUGGGCCAGCCCCAUCCCUCACGAGUUCGCUCACCAAGCCCUCGCCGAAUGGACGACCCAGUAUGGACCCGUGUUCUCGAUCCAACAAGGACGGAACGUCACCAUCGUUGUUGGGCGCAUUCAGGCUGCCAUCGACAUACUCGAGAAGCACGGCGGUAUCACGCUCAGCCGGCCUGACAAUGUCCCUGCUGGUGUCAAGCUCUCGGACGGAAAGCGUAUGCUCCUCACGCCUUCCGGUGAGCUGCACAGGCGCAUGCGGAAAGCCGUCCACGAGCCCUUGCAGCCUGGCAUGGUCAAGUCGUACUCCCUGCUCCAGUUCAAAUCUGCCAAACAGUACAUCAGCAACAUUCUUAACAAGCCAGAGCUCCACCAACAUCAUGCUGAACUUUACGCGGCAACGAUUAUUCUUAAGAUCACGUACGGAAAGUCCGCCCCCUCCUCGUUUGAAGACCCCGAUGUCAGGCGCAUCCACACGGCCCUCGACCGCCUCAACGAGGCGCUCAAGCCCGGCACCUACGUGGCGGAUCAGAUACCUUUUCUCUGGAAGGUCCCCGGAUACGCAAAAGAGCUCACAGAAUGGCACGCUGAGGAGCUUACGCUCUUUAGGGAGCAAGUUGAUAAGACGCGUGUUUCUUUGAAGGACGGAUCGGACGAUCCCUCAUUUGUCAGGUAUCUGCUGGAGAAUCCCGACGUACACGGCCUCGAUGAGGACUCGAUGGCAUAUCUCGCUGGGACGCUUUACGGGGCAGGAGCAGACACGACCUUCAUCGCCAUGUCGACAACUAUCCUCGCUGCUGCAUGCCACCCCGAGGCACAAGCAAAGGUCAUGGAGGAAAUAGAUCAGGUCAUCGGCAACAGACUGCCAACUCCAGAGGACAUGCACACGCUUCCUCAACUCGACGCGUUCAUCCAAGAAGCGCUGCGGUGGAGACCUGUCAUUACUCUGGGAAUCCAACACAAAUCCACGGCUGACAUGGUUUGGAAUGGGUAUCAUAUCCCGGCCGGUGCCACGAUCAUCGGGAACCACUGGGCGCUCUCCCGCGACCCCGACGCCUUCCCCGACCCAGACAAAUUUGACCCCCAGCGCUGGAUUAAUGAUAAAGGUAGCCUCAAAUCGCCGAGCGAGAUCAGGUUCUUCACCUUUGGCUUUGGCAGACGUGUAUGCCCUGGGCAGCACGUCGCUCUAAAGUCGCUCUUCGUGACCAUGUCAAUGCUCUUCUGGGCGUUCCGCGUCUCACAGGAUCCGUCGAAGCCCAUUAAUCCGGAAGCAUACGAGGAUAAGCUGAUCUCGCACCCGCUGCCAUUCCAUGCCAAGUUUGAGCCUCGGAGGAGCGUCAAAGAGAUUGAGCAGGCGUUGGCUGAUUAA